Ostreococcus lucimarinus CCE9901 is the source of this 2985-nucleotide messenger RNA. RefSeq lists its product with no specific name. The transcript has 2 exons. Gene Ontology annotation, cellular component: nucleus. Gene Ontology annotation, biological process: DNA repair. Bases 1 to 2985 code for a protein of 994 amino acids. Lineage: Eukaryota; Viridiplantae; Chlorophyta; Mamiellophyceae; Mamiellales; Bathycoccaceae. Gene Ontology annotation, molecular function: DNA binding; catalytic activity. The record is from RefSeq and is a predicted model, not a curated record.
AUGGAGGCGGACGACGCGGCGGCGGCGCGACGGCGAGGCGACGACGACGAAGCCGCGCGGCUGUACGCGGCGCGGCUGGGAGACGCGCGCGCGUCGUCGACGACGCACGUGCGGUACGCGCUCGCGGCGAAGGCGUGCGGACGCGCGGCGAGCGACGCGGCGGCGUUCGAGGCGACGCUUCGUCAGGGACUCGAGCGAGCGAUGCGCGAGGCGGCGGAGGACGGCGUCGAAGACGUCGGCCGGGACGCGCGCGCGCGCGCGAUCGGAGGGCAGUUGGCGCUGAGUCUGUGUCAACGAGGGGCGAACGAAGACGCGAGCGAUCUGUUGGAGUUUUUGGGGUACUCGCGAAGGCUUUCCGAGGAGGUGUUGAGGUACGCGGAGGAGGGCGCGCGCGAGCGAGCGCCGGAGGACGUCGCGCGCGUCUACGACGACGCGCUGGACGCGCGCGCGCUGCGGUUUCUCGGCGACGCGUUCGCGAGACGCGGCGCGUCGACGUUUUGGAUCGAGCACGAUUACUACGCGCCGGAGACUGGAUUCUUUUCGUACGUGCACGACGUGCCGUCGCGGAGAGAGAAUAAGAUGGACGCCGUCGUGGACAUGGUCAAAGACGUCGCGUCGCGCGCGUUUCCGGGCGUGAAACGCGCGAGGUACGCCGAGUGGUGGGCGCACUCGCGUCCGCACACCGACGGGCACCAACUCCACUUCGAUUCGCACGACGAAGGGCUGGGCGAGGUGAGGCAUCCGAUUUGUUCCGCCGUCGUCUUCGUCGACGGAUGUUGCGGCGGGCCGACGCUCGUGACGAAUCAAAAGGACACGAGCGCCGAGCUCGCGAGCCGCGCGUGGCUCGUGUACCCCAAAACCGGGAGAGUCGCCGUUUUUAACGGCGACUAUCUUCACGGCGUGGUUCCGGGACGCGUCGCGGACGACGGGUUCGAUCCCGAGUUCGCGUCGCGCCGGCGAAUCACGCUCAUGAUUUCGUUUUGGGAAGACACGGACGUGCACCACUCUUGGACGCCCGCGGGAAGCGCGCGACCGUUCCCUCCGCGAGACGCCCCGGGCGUCUCGUGGCGUUCGCGUUUCGAUUUCGCCGCCGACGACGACUUCGCCGCCGAAGCCGCCGUCGGCGUGGAGCGCACCGACGCGAAAACAGUCGCGAUUACCGGAACAGACGAUGACUACAAACUGUCGACGCGACACGCGACGCUGCUCGACGCCGUGGACGCGGCGUCGGUCGCGUUGGAAUCCUUCUUCGCGACCGCAAAGGUGAAGAACGCGCACGAGGCGCACGAGCGCGCGGCGCACGAGGUGUUGCGGCAUUUCAGAGGGACGCUCGGGACGCUCGGGACGCCGCGAGAAGAGACGACGGACGCUUUCGAUGAUCCACCGGAGAAACGAACGAAGACGGAGGACGGAGAGGCGGGGAAAAAGAAAAAGGACGAAGAGAUGGACGCGGAGGCGCGCGAGGACGCGAUCGGACGGGCGGGAGAUGUGUUGCAAAACAUGUUGCGAGAGACGCAUCGUUUGCACGUCAACGCGAGCUGUCGGGUGAACACGCGAGCGCCCGAGGUGAAGCGCGCGCGGGAUAAUUUGACGCGCAUACGACGAGAGGCGAGGGAAUUGUAUAAGAAGAUUGAUCCGCGAGGGUACGAGCGCGAUCGCGAACGAGUGCGGAUGAUGGCUGAGGAGACGCAGGCGGCGCUGGAUUUUAAAAUUACGCGAUUCGAGACGCCGCCGAAGGAUUUGGCCGAGCUUCGCGCGAAAUGCCCGGUAAUGUCCAGCACCGGAUCACCGCAUCACUUGUGCGCACACUUGUGCUAUUACCGCGAGUACGAGCCCGCGCGGCAGAUGUACGUGUUGCGAUGCCGCGCCGCCGAGGCAAACGGCAACGCCGCGGCGCUAGACGGUUGGCGCGCCGAGCUCGCGGUGCGGCCCGCGGAAGAUAUUCCCGCCUUCAAUCGCUCUCGCGCAGACACGCGCGGCACGGCGUCGGGAGCUUGCUCGCUCAAACACUUACCGUGGAUGGUGGAGUUCAUAGGCCCGGGCGGCGAGCGGUUCAAGGAUGGCAUGGACGUGUUGAACUUUGUCGCCGUCGAGUGCGACAAGCUUUCGUGGCCACGGGCCAGUCACGGUGGUAACGGCGUUCGUGAGGCAAGAGUGAGCGAAGACGGGUUGAACGACCAGACCGAGCUCCUACGCGCGGCGUUGUGGGACGAAGACACCGACGGUACGGCCGGAACGACGCCCGUGCGUCGAAGCUUCACGCGCAUCGCGCGAUGCGUCGAUGAGACGCGCACGCCGUUGCGUCUCGCUCCCGAUCCGCUCGCGAACGAAAACGACGAGAACGAUGACGGCGAGAAAAUAAAUGAGUCCGUCGUUCUUGCGGCGGCAAACGCGUUCGACGACGAAACGCCGGGGCAAACGCCGACGAAAACGCCGCUCAAAGACCAACAAGGCGGCGACGCCGCCGCGUCGCCGCCCGGAAGCGGCCCCGAACCCGUCCGUCAUUGGUGGGCGCCGCCAUUAUCGCCAUUCGGUUUACUAGAAGAAAUUCUCUGGCAGGACGAGUGGAAACUUCUCGUGUCGUGCAUGAUGCUCAACUGUACGACGCGUUUGCAAGUCGAUCGCGUGCUUUGGCGUCUCUUCCUCCUGGCGCCCACGGCGGCGGCCGCCGUCGAGCUCGGCGACACGCACGAAGGACUCGAAGCCCUCGAGCGCAUCAUCGCCCCGCUCGGAUUACACCGCAAACGCACGAAUGCGUUCGUCAAGCUCUCGCGAGACGUCGAGGCACAGCGCGCAAAGUACGGAGGUCGCAUUAAAAACGUCUCCGCGUGUCACGGCGUCGGCGUCUACGCCGCCGACGCCCACGCCCUCUUCGUCGACGGCGUCCUCGCCGGUCCACCGCGCGACCACGCGCUGCGUUGGUAUCACGCCUGGGCGCACGAACGUCGCGAGAACGCGGCGAAAAGCGCCCCAAAGCGCACUUAG